UAUCUCCCUUGUCUGAAAAUUGUCCAAAAUUUGUCUAAUACAAUGUUUAAUGCAGGGUAAGUUGCCUUUCCUGUCCUGAAUAAUCAUCAGGUACAUGGCAUUUUAAUCUUAUGGUAAUUAUCAUUCCUGUCAUCAAUCAUUUAUUGGUAACAGCCUGAACUUUCUGCUAAGUUUCAUACCCUCAGGCCCAGCCUUCAGAAACACUGUAAGCCUCUUAGUUAGUUCUGUAAAUAUUAGGCCUUUAUCAAACUCUCAUGUCUUUUAAAUAGAUUUGGUUUUGAGACAUCCCCAAGUCUAUAGCAAUAUGUAUGAUUUUGAGAUGUCGUCCGUAUCGUGAUUUGUUUGUUAAUGUUUAGAUCGACAUGUAUAGAUCAGGAUUUUGAGAACUCCCUGUCAUUAUGUUAUUGUUUAAUUAAGGUUUUGAGAUGCCCCUUACACGUUGUACAUCUGUAGUCUGCCAUGUUUUGUAACUGCCUCAGUGUUGUUACCAUGGUGAUCCCAAUGGCCACAGCUUGAAUGUUGUACAUGUUCAGAAAUUGUACUAAAAUGUUGCCUUCUUUUCUGAAGUCUUUGCCUGGAUUGGAUUGAGCACAAUCUGUCACUGAUGUUGUACAUUUUCUAACUCUUGUGGUAUGCCUGGAAUACUGUAUAUGUCCUUCUAGGAUAGCCUGCCUUAAUGCAUCCUCAAUACUCCAAGGGUUGUGCUCACUUUCGCUCACCCCACCUUUUCUUUUACAGUUAACUAUCAAAGAAUAAUUCUAUUACCAUUGGUGAAGCAAUGGGUUAAAUUUCCGUUCAAAUUUUAAUCACUUGAUGAAAAUAAAAUAAGUUCAUUCCUAGUAUCCUUUGUUUAUUUUUAGUCAUCCCACUGAAAAUACUGCAAACUCACUGUUUUAGUGGUGUUCAAAUUUGGCUGUAUGAUCAUUUUAAUCCUUUUAGACCAUCUUUGAUGCAUUAUAUAUAUACAGUGCUAAAAAUAGCAGAACAUGCUCUCGGACGUAUGUUUGCUCAUAGAAAAUGGCAAGCACUGUUGUAGAAUUUCACAACCCUAUUUUGAUUGGAUGUGUUAUCAAAUUUUAAAACAUGAGUUGGUAAUAAGAGUUUUUGCAAUACAUAUCCUAAUACUGGUAGAAUUUCAGUACUUAUUCUUCUUGUAAGGACAUAUACAGUAUGUCCACGUAAUAUGCAAACAAUUGUCUUGGCAACAUCCUAGUGCUUAUUAUAAUGACUGGUUAUGACUUAAUUUCAGUUAAGAAACAUGUGACAUUUCAAAGUUCAAAAACAAUUUGUUGGUCCCUUUGACCCAUUGUCUAUUUAAAAAUCCUUUAACAUUUUGGAAAAUUUUGGUCUAGAUUUAACAGAAAAAUUGUAUACAAAUGGCAGUAAUUCUGCAGGUGUUCUUGGUGAAAUAUAAAAAUAAUGUUAAGUUGAUCAUAAUCUUAUCCGAGAAAAAAAAUCUGUGACAUUUAAAAAAAUAUUGGUCCAGCUUUGACAGAGAAAUUGUAAUUUUUUCUGUAUUGCUGCAGGAGUUCUUUGAAAAUAUGAUAAAAAAUAAUGUAAAAAUAAUACCAAUCUCACCUGAGAAAAAGAUUGGGAAGGUGUACCGACCAAUCUCACAUGAGAAAAAGAUUGGAAAGGUGUGCCGACCAAUCUCACCUGAGAAAAAAUUGGGAAGGUGUGCCGACCAAUCUCCCCUGAGAAAAAGAUUGGGAAGGUGUGCCGACCAAUCGCACCUGAGAAAAAGAUUGGGAUGGGGUGCCGACCAAUCUCACCUGAGAAAAAGAUUGGGAAGGUGUGCCGACCAAUCUCACCUGAGAAAAAGAUUGGGAAGGUGUGCCGACCAAUCUCACCUGAGAAAAAGAUUGGGAAGGUGUGCCGACCAAUCUCACCUGAGAAAAAGAUUGGGAAGGUGUGCCGACCAAUCUCACCUGAGAAAAAGAUUGGGAAGGUGUGCCGACCAAUCUCACCUGAGAAAAAGAUUGGGAAGGUGUGCCGACCAAUCUCACCUGAGAAAAAGAUUGGGAAGGUGUGCCGACCAAUCUCACCUGAGAAAAAGAUUGGGAAGGUGUGCCGACCAAUCUCACCUGAGAAAAAGAUUGGGAAGGUGUGCCGACCAAUCUCACCUGAGAAAAAGAUUGGGAAGGUGUGCCGACCAAUCUCACCUGAGAAAAAGAUUGGGAAGGUGUGCCGACCAAUCUCACCUGAGAAAAAGAUUGGGAAGGUGUGCCGACCAAUCUCACCUGAGAAAAAGAUUGGGAAGGUGUGCCGACCAAUCUCACCUGAGAAAAAGAUUGGGAAGGUGUGCCGACCAAUCUCACCUGAGAAAAAGAUUGGGAAGGUGUGUCGACCAAUCUCACCUGAGAAAAAGAUUGGGAAGGUGUGCCGACCAAUCUCACCUGAGAAAAAGAUUGGGAAGGUGUGUCGACCAAUCUCACCUGAGAAAAAGCUCGCUAUGGUAGGAUUCUGGCAUGUUGUCCUCACAGUCUUCACUCUGUUUUAGGUCGAAGAUGUAACAAUAUAUGUUUGUUUAAAUCUUCUUUCACAGUCAGCUGGCUAUGCAGAUACUAGCUGUAUUCCUGUCUAUAAAGAUCUGAGCAAUUUUCUGUAAAAAGUCCAAAAAAGUGUGGUGCUUUGUUAUAAUACCUAGAACAGAUUCUGUAAUUGAAUUUUCAUUCAUGAUUGUGUAUUCUGCAAUAAUUCCUCAAUCUUAUUUCAAUUUUAUAGAGGCACAGCAAUAGCUGUAUGUUUGUUCCUUGUUUAAAUUGUGCAAAAAUAAAAGAUAAUAAUAGAUUCAAAAUAUUUGAAUGUAUUUGAAUAAGUUCUUGGUUUUAUCCCAAAAUUGUUUUCCCUCAAAGAAAAGUUUUUUUGAUACAGAUCUGUGAAAUGAAGCGAAUAGAUUAAAAGUAUAAUUUCCAGAUUUCAUAUUGAUUUUUUUUUCCAAUUAACCCUUUCACCCCGAGGUAACUUAAGUACCAUAGCUUUAUUUGGAUGAGUCCAUUGUGGUCCAGAGUGGUGAAAGGGUUAGUAAGAUGUUUUCCAUAAUGAACCAGGAUAUUUUUCCAAAUAAAAGUUACUGGAACCUUUCUUAACAGGAAGGAAAUACCUUCAGCAGAGAUUGCUCAGACCUAUCUGACAGGUUGUAACUGAGAGAAUGGUUUCUGGGUCAUUAACACUAUAGAGAGAUUGCUGUAUGUCAUAUAUAUAUUUGU
This is a messenger RNA of Mizuhopecten yessoensis (Yesso scallop), 3209 nucleotides long. Its product is annotated as muscle M-line assembly protein unc-89-like. Bases 1751 to 2500 code for a protein of 249 amino acids. Lineage: Eukaryota; Metazoa; Mollusca; Bivalvia; Pectinida; Pectinidae. The record is from RefSeq and is a predicted model, not a curated record. The transcript has 2 exons.